Dermatophagoides pteronyssinus (European house dust mite) is the source of this 859-nucleotide messenger RNA. RefSeq lists its product as uncharacterized. Gene Ontology annotation, cellular component: actin cytoskeleton. Gene Ontology annotation, molecular function: lipid binding. Lineage: Eukaryota; Metazoa; Arthropoda; Arachnida; Sarcoptiformes; Pyroglyphidae. The record is from RefSeq and is a predicted model, not a curated record. Gene Ontology annotation, biological process: plasma membrane tubulation; actin cortical patch localization; endocytosis.
ACAUUGCUCAAUGCAGUCAUGGUGCAUCAACAACAAAAAUUGAUCAAUCAUCUUUGAAACAACGGUAAAUUGAAUCAAAUUUCCGAGAAAAAAUGUUUCAUCGAUCAACUAGUAAUAGUUCAGCAUCUCCCAAUAAUAAUGAUUCUAAUGAUCUAAAUAAUUAUAUCGCAUCGAUAAACAAUUAUGAAAAAAUACGAGAAAAUAUUUGUCAUAAUGUUAAAGAUUUAAUAAAAUCCUUAUCAGCUUUAAAUACAAUUGAAAAGAAAUGUAUCGACAAUCUAUCAUCAUUGAAUAGAGAAGAUGAAAAAUUGAUACAAUUGCUACAAUGUUGGAAUGAAUUGAUCGAUAAAUCAAUGAAAAAUCGUCAAGAUUUAGCCAUCUGUAUAUCGCAUACGGUAGCUGAGCCAAUGAAAAAAUUUCAGAUUGCAUUUCAAGAAAUAAAAAGUGCAAUAAAACGUUACGAACAAUUAAUGAAUGAUUGUAAUAAAUAUAAUCAAAAAUUAUUAGCGUUAAAACGUCAUGAUCGUACAUCGGAUGUAAUUGUCAAACAAAAUCGCUUCGAAACAUUAUUGAAACGAACACAAAUGGAUUGUGAAUCAUUACGACAAACGCUUGAAAGAGAAUUGCCAAUAUUUCUGGAAAAACGUGUCGAAUAUUUUCAACCAUCAUUUGCUUCAUUCAUUUGCUCACAUAUUUUAUUUGCUGGUCUCAAUUUAUCAGCAAUCGAUCAAUCCAAUAUGGAUUUUUACGAUCAAAACGAAUCCGAUCAACAGGAAAAACAACAACAACUAUUCAAUACAAUCAAUAAUUUAUCCAUUAUUAGUUGAUGAUGUUUUAUUUUUUUAAAAAAAUAUUUAAA